Molecule: messenger RNA, 711 nt
Organism: Leishmania braziliensis MHOM/BR/75/M2904
Lineage: Eukaryota; Euglenozoa; Kinetoplastea; Trypanosomatida; Trypanosomatidae
Exons: 1
Coding region: 1-711 (236 amino acids)
Source: RefSeq, a predicted model, not a curated record
AUGGCGCCAAAGAAGAAUAAUGCCAAGAAGGAGAUGAAGCGAAAGGAGCUGACGGAGGAGGACAUGCUCCGCCUCGGCAUGACGCCGGAGGACAUCAAGCGCAUUCUAGAGGAGCGUGGCAAGUCGUGCGAGGACAAGCAAGCGCAGCAGGCCCGCGAGGAGGCCCAGCGUCGCGAGGCCGAGGUCCGCCAGCGCCAGCAGCGUGAUCACCAGAAGCAGGUAGACGGCACGGUCGCUGAGGAAACCACAGCGAGGGCAGCGCUCCGAUACAAUGAGGACCAGGAGUGGACACAGAUGGAGUCUAGUGAACUGACACCGGCUAAGCAGAAGAUUUUGCGCCAAGUUGCCGUGAUGGUGGCACAGCGCCGAGCUGAAGAGGCGAAGCGGCGCCAGGAUGAGGAGCUCGCGGCGUACCAGGCGAAGCUGCAGAGCAUGUCAGACGUGCAGCGCGCUGCAUUUUUGGAAGAGGCGAAGGAGAAGGAGAAGCGCCGCAUCGAGGAUACCGUCGCGUUGGAGGAGAAGUUCAUUGAGCGCGAGCGCCGCCGCGAGGCCCGCCGUAAGGCCCGCAAGGAACGCCUCCUGAACAACCAAGAUGCUGACGACCUCCUCUCCAGCGAUGACGACGAGCCUAAGGACAAGGGCACAAAAAAGAAAGGCAAGGAGGAAGCCAUUGAUGAGCUGGAGUUCAACCUACAUGAGAAGUACCUGUGA